Messenger RNA from Gymnodraco acuticeps, 4356 nucleotides. It is a transcript of the gene slc25a25b, whose product is annotated as solute carrier family 25 member 25b. Bases 1289 to 2764 code for a protein of 491 amino acids. The record is from RefSeq and is a predicted model, not a curated record. Gene Ontology annotation, biological process: transmembrane transport. Gene Ontology annotation, molecular function: calcium ion binding; ATP transmembrane transporter activity. Lineage: Eukaryota; Metazoa; Chordata; Actinopteri; Perciformes; Bathydraconidae. The transcript has 10 exons. Gene Ontology annotation, cellular component: mitochondrial inner membrane.
UUUGGACUAAAGCUGAGUCGUGAGAGACAACCAAGAGUAGAUCUGUGAAAGUGACAUUUUAAGGACUUAAUAUACUUGAGGGGUUUGCAUACAUCUUUAGUGUAUCAUAGACAACAGAAUUUAGUCCAAAAACCAAAUUGUUACUUUUUAAUUAUUCAAACUAAAACAGGGAAAAGUGUUCAACCUCUCCAAUUGCCUAAAGGUUUUUCUAGAUCAACACAUGGCUGGUUUUGGUUGUAGAAUUUGAUAAAAAAAUAAAUAAUUGGAAACUGAAAUGUAGAAGAGGUAGAGCCUGGUUGCAGUAUCGAGACCUGCAUAGUUUUUUUGCUGGACAUAUAAGAGAGAUCCUUGAGAGGUUAUUGACAGAGAGAGUUUCUUUCUGUCAAUAACCAAUUCCUCCUGGGAUCAGUGUGCUCUACUGGCAGUGCAGUCAAUGAAACAGACCUGCAGACAGCAGCUGGAAGUCUUGAGCAAUUUAAGAAAAUACUGUAGUUUUCACAGCGGGAGGAACCCUGUACGUGUUCAAAUAUGGCUGAGCUCUGAUGUCGGGUGGAUGGGUUCGCCUGCUGGUUGCUGACUGUGAGCCUGCAAUGACUCAGGAGGAGGAUGAGGGAGGGAGGCAUCAGUCAGCAGAUUUUCUGCUGUGAGGGAGGGGCUACUGAGGGGAAACCCUGCUCUCACUCCGCCCACUCCUUCUUCUCUGGUUAAAGAUUGAUGGCAUGAAUUAAUUUCCAUGCAGCAAUCCUUUUCUCCAUUGGCUGAGAGGCUCAUUCCACGGCUUGACGAUUGAACCUGCUAGUAUGGGCUGCAGUGAUUGGUCGGGCUCAGCUGCAGUGAGGAUGCAGGUUUCUGCAGGUUCUCUUUACUGCAUUUCUUUGGCUGCUGCUAGUGAAGCCGGCCAAAUGGCAAAUCCUGACUGCUGGUGCUGCUCAAAAUAAUUCAUCAAUCCAACAAGAAGUACUUGCAGUUCGAAAUUCUGGGUCAUUCCUCAGAAGUAACACAGCAAGAGCUGGAUAUGAGAAUUUAGUUUUUAUCCUGCUGGUUUUUUAUUUACGUCUAUCGACCUGAGCCUGGCUGUCUGUCAACUGAGUGAUGUAAUGAGAAAAGAUCCAGUAAGAAGAUGAGACACUGAGCUGGACCAGUGAGGUGGAAGAAAGAGGAGAACUCAGUCCCACGCUGUCCUCAGCUGACCUUUCCACACCUUUCUGCCAUUGCAUGUCUUUGAUUUCAGCCAGCAGUACACAGUGAAGUUUUGUUGCUGUGAGACACAGUUAGUCCCAGCUUGAGUAUGAUGGAGGGGAUGCUUACUUUCCUGUGCCAGAGGCUUUUUGGCAGGACGCAGUGUCAGCCUGCUGAUCCUCAGUUGCCAGGGGAGAAAGAGACAGAGGCCACUGGGAACUGCAGAGAGGAACAUACUGUGCCCUCCUUCGACAGUAAAGAAAUCAGCAGGACUGAAAGUCCAAAGAAGAACACCGUAUAUAUCCUUGUGGCACCUCCUACGGUUCUUCAACAGAAAAUAGUGAAAGCAGGAGACAAGGACCUGGACGGACAGUUAGACUUUGAAGAGUUUGUCCAUUAUCUCAGAGACCACGAGAAGAAACUCCGGCUGGUCUUCAAGAGUCUCGACAAGAAGAACGAUGGCCGGAUUGACUCGCAAGAAAUCAUGCAGUCUCUGCGUGACCUGGGGGUGAUCAUCUCUGAGGAACAGUCUGAGAAGAUCCUCAGAAGUAUGGACAAAAAUGGCACAAUGACUAUUAACUGGAAUGAGUGGCGGGAUUAUCACCUCCUCCAUCCAGCAGACAACAUUCCUGAGAUCAUCCUCUACUGGAAACACUCCACGAUCUUUGAUGUUGGUGAGAGUGUGUUGGUCCCUGAUGAGUUCACAGCGGAAGAGAAGAAAACAGGAAUGUUGUGGCGACAUCUAGUGGCUGGAGGUGGAGCGGGCGCUGUGUCUCGAACCUGUACUGCACCACUGGACAGGCUCAAAGUACUCAUGCAGGUUCACUCCUCCAAGAGCAACAGCAUGCGUAUCUCUGGAGGCUUCAUGCAGAUGAUCCGAGAGGGAGGUGUGAGGUCACUGUGGCGAGGCAACGGCAUCAACGUCCUUAAAAUAGCCCCCGAGUCUGCUAUUAAGUUCAUGGCCUACGAACAGAUUAAACGAUUGAUGGGAAGUAACCAGGAGACGCUGGGCAUUGCGGAGCGGCUGGUGGCCGGCUCUCUGGCUGGAGCCAUCGCUCAGAGCAGCAUCUACCCCAUGGAGGUCCUGAAGACACGCUUAGCUCUGAGGACGACGGGCCAGUACUCGGGCAUCGUGCAUUGUGCCAAACAUAUCUUUCGGAAGGAGGGGGCGGCUGCUUUCUACAAGGGCUACGUCCCCAACAUGCUGGGCAUCAUCCCCUACGCUGGCAUCGACCUGGCAGUCUAUGAGACUCUGAAGAAUUACUGGCUGCAGCGCUUCGCCACAGACAGCGCUGACCCGGGGGUGUUCGUGCUGCUGGCCUGCGGCACCACCUCCUGCACCUGUGGCCAGCUGUCCAGCUACCCCCUGGCCCUGGUCCGCACUCGGAUGCAGGCACAAGCUACCCAGGAAGGGGGCCCUCAAAUGACCAUGAGCACCCUGUUCAGACACAUCAUUAAGACCGAGGGGCCCUUGGGACUCUACCGGGGCCUGGCUCCCAACUUCAUGAAGGUCAUUCCAUCAGUCAGCAUCAGCUAUGUGGUCUACGAGUACCUCAAGGUCCAACUGGGGGUCCAGUCAAAGUGAGGAGGGGCAGAGGCUGGAGGCUUUAUGCGUUUGUUUUGAGCUGAAGAUUUGCUGCGUUGGCCUCCAAGAAACAUGCAGCUGACCCUCAACAUAUUCAAAUCCAUUAUGAAAUAUCAGGGUUUGAAAGAUAAAGGUGAUGUGAAUGAGAACCUGAAGGCAGAGAGGUUGAUGAAGACUCGAUUGAAGCAACUCAUUGUAGUUGCUCUUUUAACUACAAUUAUCUUGCGCAAUUCAGGGGACAAAUGUUUACAUGACAUUCAUGGCAGUAGUUUACUGGGGUACCAGCAACUUGCUAAUGAUAUGUCAGGAGCUCCUGCUCAGAGUGAAGGAAGAAUCUUUGUCUUAAAGGGCUCUGCCACAGCACAUCACAAACACCGUUCAUGUUUUUCUUUCAUAUCACGUGUGCUCUCAGGCUCUCUGAGUUGGCCGCUUGCUGCAGCCACAAGGACAACGAUACAGUAGCUGUAGUUUAGUCAUUCAUACACACACAAGAUUGAAUCAGGACCAUAACGUUGUUUAUGGAACAUAACAUUUCCUUUUUGUUUUCCAAGGUCCACUGCUCCUUUAGUUGCUUUAAAUCCAUUCAGGUCCAUUCAGUCAGUUGUUUUAGGGAGUGAGAUGUGAGCCAGCAGGAAAGCAGCAACAUGUCUCAUCAUGAUGUGACUUCCUUUGUUUAACAAUGAUACUCUGGACAGCAUGUUUUUAGGAUUAUAUUUUGUGCUUUUUGACCUUAUUAUUCAGUCCAGAACAGGAGAGACAGGAAGGGGAGGACAUGCUUAUUAUUCAGUCCAGAACAGGAGAGACAGGAAGGGGAGGACAUGCAGCAUUUGUACUGUUAAGGGAAACAUUGUGAGAUUAAGUUGACACUGCACAUUCUGUAUUUUUAAGAAGUAGCAGUAUCAAAUGUUGAGUUUAGUGUCACUCCUAUGGGUGUGUACUCAUGGGACACACCUCCAUUCUUCCUUAUUCCUGUACAAAAUAUCAGUUAUCAUAUGUUUUCUUUUGAAGCAGGCCCCCUCUAUACAGGUUUCAAAUGAGUCAUCAGGAAAAAAUGUCUUAGCUCGUGGCAUUUGAAUAUUUCACCAGCUUGUCGGCUGAAGACAUUUCCAUUUUCUCUUGUACGAAGUGAAUACAAGUGCUUCAUUUGACCUGCUCUCUGACUGAAGCUGCAGACCCACGAGUGCCUUGUGUGCCUCUUACUUAAAUGCACUUGAACACUAUUAGAGGGGAAGUCUGUGGAACAUUGAAUGCACUUUAAGGUACUCCGCUUUAACUCCUGAUUUUAUUAUUAGUAAUGUAUUUAUGUAUUUAUUUUUACAAAAAAAGAUUCAUGACUGCAUUUGUGAUAUAUUGGUUAUGCUGAAUAAAUAAUAGUCUCUUUGAUUUCAGAGUAAUCCGUGGUCUUGGUGAAAAUCUGAGAACUGGAAGUAAUAGAAGGAAUCUGACAUGGUUUCAAAGAAAUAGAAUGUUCAAUACAAAGUUAAACAAAAAAGGAAACAAUAAUGUGAAUAAGUGGAGUAGAAUAUUUAAAUCAACCAAUAUUUUUGUGUAAUAGUUGGAAAAUGAUUAAAACUCAACUAAUUAUUGGGAAA